UCUGUGUUUGGGUGGGUUGAUUUGCGAUAAGUAAUUAUUAUUAUUACAAGUACAAGACCAAACCCAGAUUUCAAGCUAAUGUAGCUCUGUUGUGCAGGAAUAAUGGUUCUUUCUUCAAACAUUGUCCGAUUCUACAAGGGGUUAUUAAGCUCCAAUAUUAGAGCGGUAGUGUUUUUUGAUUGCCCAUGUAACAAACGAUAUUUACAGAAUGGUAAGACAAGUAAGUUGCCCAAAUAUGUCCGUGUUGUCGAAGUCGGACCAAGGGAUGGACUACAGAAUGAACCAGUUACAGUGCCAACAGAUAUUAAGAUUGAGUUUAUCAACAGAUUAUCUCAAACUGGACUACGAGUCAUUGAAGCAACCAGCUUUGUUUCUCCCAAAUGGGUUCCACAGAUGGCUGAUCACAAGUUAGUUUUACAAGGCAUCACCAAACGAAAGGGUAUCAGUUAUCCGGUGUUAGUACCUAACCUCAAGGGCUUGGAAGCAGCGAUAUCAGCUGGAGCUGAAGAAAUAGCAGUAUUUGGUGCCGCAUCUGAGACAUUCAGCAAGCGGAACAUUAACUGCAGUAUUGCGGAGAGCUUGGAGCGUUUCCGAGAGAUUGCGAGGAUAGCUUUAGAGAAGGGAUUGCGAGUGCGUGGAUAUGUAUCCUGCGUCUGUGGAUGUCCUUACGAGGGGGACAUUCAACCUGAACAGGUUGUUAAGGUGGUGCAGGAGAUGAUAGAUAUGGGCUGUUACGAGGUGUCGCUAGGGGAUACUAUCGGUGUUGGCACCCUUGGCAGCAUGAGGCGCAUGCUAGAGGUCGUGUUGGCAACCGUGGACAGCAGGCAGAUCGCAGUGCACUGCCACGAUACUUAUGGCCAGGCCUUGCCUAACAUCUUGGUCGCAUUGCAGAUGGGAGUGAGCGUAGUGGAUGCGUCAGUGUCGGGUCUGGGAGGUUGUCCGUAUGCUCGAGGAGCGUCUGGCAACGUAGCCACUGAAGACCUCGUGUACAUGCUGCACGGCCUAGGCAUAAACACUGGUAUUGAUCUGCCUGCGCUUAUCAGUGCUGGACAGUACAUCUGCAGUUUCCUCAACAGACAGACACAGUCAAAGACAGCUCUCUCUUACUCCAACAAGAUUGCUUGCCUCGAGAACAGCAGAGCACCUUAAAUUCCAACCAGACUAUAUUUUAAGUGACAAAUUUUUUACUCAUACUGUGAUGUGUAUAAAUUUUUAUUAAA
This is a messenger RNA of Macrosteles quadrilineatus (aster leafhopper), 1220 nucleotides long. RefSeq names its product hydroxymethylglutaryl-CoA lyase, mitochondrial. Gene Ontology annotation, biological process: ketone body biosynthetic process; L-leucine catabolic process. NCBI's taxonomy places the organism in Eukaryota, Metazoa, Arthropoda, Insecta, Hemiptera, Cicadellidae. Gene Ontology annotation, molecular function: hydroxymethylglutaryl-CoA lyase activity. The record is from RefSeq and is a predicted model, not a curated record. Bases 103 to 1149 code for a protein of 348 amino acids. The transcript has 7 exons.